This is a messenger RNA of Ciona intestinalis (vase tunicate), 1271 nucleotides long. Its product is annotated as thioredoxin reductase-like selenoprotein T. NCBI's taxonomy places the organism in Eukaryota, Metazoa, Chordata, Ascidiacea, Phlebobranchia, Cionidae. The record is from RefSeq and is a predicted model, not a curated record. Gene Ontology annotation, biological process: cell redox homeostasis. Gene Ontology annotation, cellular component: endoplasmic reticulum membrane. Gene Ontology annotation, molecular function: thioredoxin-disulfide reductase (NADPH) activity.
ACAUACAUUUUUAAUUCAUUUUCGCACUGGGUUUUGAACGACUUUUAUUCUUAUUGCAGCAUGGCCAAUUUUAGCCUUGUGAGUUUAUUUAUAGUCGGUGCAAUUUUUAUGUCAUGGAAAGACUUGAGUCGUAACGUGGAAGUUGAAGCUGGCAGUGCAAGUGAAGAUGCUCCUAUACCAAAACUGAAAAACCAGUUCACUGUACCAGUGGUCAAGUUUCUUAUCUGCCAAUCCUGAGGUUACCGUCGUGCCUUCGAAGAAUAUGCGCAGAUUAUUAAUCAGCGCUAUUCGGAGGUACGCAUUGAUGGGGGAAACUACCCACCCCCUAAGUUUAACCAAAUGGCUGCUAUGGUAUUGUCUGUAAUUAAGUUUAUGUUGAUUGGUUGUAUUCUCACUGGUGUCAACCCGUUCGAAAAAGUUGGCAUGGAAACACCUCAGAUUUAUCACUGGGCGCGUGAAAAUAUGAUUUACGCUUGCAUAAUGUUGUUCUUUUUCUCCAACGCCAUUGAAACUCAACUCACAUCUACUGGUGCGUUUGAAAUAUUACUAAAUGACGUCACAAUCUGGUCAAAGCUGAAAUCAGGAAGAGUGCCCCGUGUGGACGAAUUGAUGCAAAUAAUCGACUCCCAAAUAAACGUCGGAAAAAUGAAUCCUACGGACAACUUUGUGCAAUCAUAAACUGAAGAUGGUGUUUCGAAACUUUUCAACUUUAGCAAUAGUUGUUAAAAAACUAUGUGGUGUUGGUGUCAUUAGCUGGCAUUAAUCAUUUCAACUUCUAACAGAUGUUUUAAGAUUCGAAAUAGAAAGGUCAUGGAAUUUUACAGGAUUUCAUUUAAAAAAUAAAAACUGCAAACUGUCAUUUCACAUUUAUAUAUAUUUUGUUAAUUUGUUUUAUUUGUUAAUCUUAUGUCCUCAUUGGUAUGUGAUUUUUUUCCAUUUAUUGCAUUGUGUCUUCAUAGUUUAUUUAUGAUUCACUAUUCAGAUAUUAUACAUGGGUUUAGGCAAAUUUGUAGUACGGUAGCAGGAGCUGGUACUUUCGUGAACAUUUCUGUUGUGGGAUUUUAAUCAAAUUUAUGAUGGUUUUAUGUCGAAAGUUGAAUGACUGACAUAAACUUGAUGUAGCUUAUUGGGUAGAUAAGCGUAUUGAUUAUAUUUCAUUUGCAGUUUAAUGAUUUUUCGUUGUGCUCGUUCUGUGCUACUUUACAAAUUUUAUGGACUGUAUAAUUUGUGCACGUGGUAACAUCAGCUUCAUUCUAUUGUUUGUCUUCAGA